CACGAUGUACGGGCUGUUAUUGGAAAAUAUGGCGGAGUACAUCCGCCAGACCUACGGUGAAGAGCGAUGGGAGGACAUACGACGCCAAGCGGGAGUGGAACAGCCAUCAUUUUCGGUUCACCAAGUAUAUCCAGAGAAUUUGAUCACAAGACUCGCGAAGAAGGCACAAGAGGUACUGGGCAUAACCGAACGCGAGUUUAUGGAUCAAAUGGGAGUUUACUUCGUCGGCUUCGUGUCACAAUACGGCUACGAUAGAGUUUUAUCAGUCCUGGGCCGUCACAUGCGCGAUUUUUUGAACGGACUGGACAAUUUACACGAGUAUCUAAAAUUCAGUUACCCAAGAAUGAGAGCGCCAAGUUUUAUCUGUGAAAAUGAGACUCGUCAAGGUUUGACAUUACAUUAUAGGUCGAAGCGAAGAGGUUUCGUUUAUUACGCAAUGGGUCAAAUAAGAGAGGUCGCUCGUCAUUUCUACCACAAGGAAAUGCGAAUAGAGUUACUUCGAGAGGAACUUUUGUUCGACACCGUGCAUGUGACCUUUCAGCUAACAUUUGAUAACCGCGCUUUUACAUUGGCAUCAUUGGCAAUGACAAGAGAAGAAAAACAUCUGCCUAUAAGCGCAUCUGUGCUGUUCGAGAUAUUUCCUUUUUGUAUAGUUUUUGGUUCGGACAUGGUAGUGAGGAGUAUUGGUAAUUCCCUGAUGGUCAUCUUACCGGACUUAGUCGGUAAAAAAAUAACCAACUGGUUCGAUCUUGUACGACCGCUAAUCGCUUUCAAGUUUCAAACAAUCUUAAAUCGCACUAACAACAUCUUCGAGCUGGUGACAGUGGAAGCUGUGAUGCACGAGAAGGCGCCGGACAAACGGAACGAGCUCAUCCGACUGUCCGAUGAAUCGGAUUGCGCUACUGACAAAAACUUACGUUUGAAAGGUCAAAUGAUCUACAUGGACAAUUGGCGUAUGAUGAUGUACCUCGGGACGCCAGUGAUGCCAGACCUCGCGGCGUUGGUGUCGACCGGCCUCUAUAUCAACGAUCUCUCCAUGCACGAUUUUAGCAGAGAUCUCAUGUUAGCUGGUACUCAACAAUCAGUCGAGCUAAAACUAGCCUUGGAUCAAGAGCAGCAAAAGAGCAAGAAGUUAGAAGAAUCCAUGCGGAAGUUGGACGAGGAAAUGAAAAGAACAGAUGAACUGCUGUACCAGAUGAUACCGAAGCAGGUUGCUGAUAGACUGCGCAAUGGAGAAAACCCGAUUGACACUUGCGAGAUGUUCGACAGUGUGUCGAUACUGUUCUCUGACGUCGUCACGUUCACCGAAAUCUGUUCCCGCAUCACUCCCAUGGAAGUGGUAUCAAUGCUCAACGCUAUGUACUCCAUAUUUGAUACCCUCACUGAGAGGAACCGAGUAUAUAAGGUAGAAACUAUAGGUGACGCUUACAUGGUGGUAUCUGGUGCACCAGAAAAAGAAGACAAUCACGCAGAGAAGGUUUGUGAUAUGGCCCUUGAUAUGGUGGAAGCGAUUACUGAUCUUAAAGAUCCUAGUACAGGAUCUCAUUUAUCAAUAAGAGUUGGUGUUCACUCUGGUGCGGUAGUUGCUGGUAUCGUUGGCCUCAAAAUGCCCCGCUACUGUCUGUUUGGAGACUCCGUCAAUACGGCAUCUCGCAUGGAGUCUACGUCAGAGGCUAUGAGGAUUCACAUAUCACAAACCACUCAGGAAUUGCUAUCACCGUCUUAUAUAGUAACUGAACGAGGGGAAAUUCAAGUCAAAGGAAAAGGUGCAAUGAAAACAUAUUGGCUAGAAGAUCGAGAGUCAAGACCAUCUCUUACAAAAAUGAUAUCAUCACAGAUCCAACCAGUCUCGGAACUAGAAUGGGAAAGAGCCGCUGAUGCUAGAGACAGCAUCGCUGAACAUUCAGCUCAACAAAUGAAUAACAAAGAAGUUCUAAGUAACUUCCACCUCCCAAAUGCUAUCAAUUCUGGUCCUAAUUCUUUAGCAAAUAACACUAAUAAUGCUGUGACAUUCCAACCUUCAACACCAACUAUGAAGAGCCCAAACGCACCGACGGUUACAUCUCCUGUAGAAGAAAGACGGAUGUAUUCUCCAGUCACUUUCCAAGAUGUCGCUAGGCGGAGUAUUGCAAAUUCUCCUAAUAGAACCGAUAAGGAUAACGAUUUUCGACCUUUCCCAGAGUCGAGAUCAAACUCAGCGAGUAUGGGAGGAGCAUGGACAGAUGCUGAAUCUCUCGAGCCACAGAGGACUCUUGACAGCUUAAAUUCAUCAUUCUGUUACAGUUCCACGUCCCCUUGCAGAGUCGGCACUGCACCGGUUUCAAAAGACCGCGAUAAUAACUUCUUCACAGAAUCGGUGUGCGUAGCGCGCAUGUCGCCCGCACACUCGGCGCCCGCCGCGUCGGCGCCGGCGCGUCCGCGCAGCGCCUCGCCCGCGCCGCCGCGCCACAGCGCCGACGAUAUCGAAACAGACACAGAGUAUCAAGAUGCGAACACAGAUACACACAUAUGUACGAUAUCGGAAAACGUCGAACCACCCACAAAACAAGGGAAAGUUGGGCGAUUCCGAGCAAGAAUAGCACCAGGGCACCAUAAAACGUGUACAGCUCACAAACAGGCCAACAAAGAUUCCAUAAAAGAGAAACACAUACCGGCGGGAAACGUUCAACCACACGGUCAUCACCAUACUAAGAACGUCAACCACCACCAAUGUUGUGGAGCAUUCGGUAACCCUCAUGUAAGACACAAGUCGAGCAGCUCUAGCUGUCACUUAAUAUAAGUUUUAUUAUCUGUUGUUAGUAAUUUAUUAUUCUCAGAAAGACACGUUUUAUUAAAAGCAAAGUAGAAAAAUUACGUAUGUUUUGUCACUAUCACACAUAUUGUAAUUCAAUGAGUGAGAGAGGGACGGGUUUAUUGCAAUCACCUGUUGUUGUUAUGAUUCAAAAAGGUGAAAAACCUUUUCAUCAAUCAGGCUCGUAAUUACACAACUAAAUGAGUGAGCAAAGGGGGUAUAGUUUUCUUUCCUCUUUAAUUUUUAAGAAUCAAAUGAACCAAAAUGUCACGCAUACUUAAUACACACAUGUAUGAGAAUUCAAUUAAUAAAAAAAACACGAGCUUUGACUUCCUUCAUCCAUAUAUAAGUUUAUAAAUAAAAAUGCGUGUAAGGAUCUGAAAACUUUUUAUCAUAAUAAAAGAUUUUAUUAAAAACAUUUCAAAUAUAGACAAGGUCUAUUUACAUUAUUAUUAUACCUAUGUAGAAGUAUUUUUCGGCCUAAAAGUUUUCUCUCUAUUCAAUUGAAUGUUUAUAUGUCAUAGACAAAAUAUUUUUCUAUUUGUACAAAUCGUGGUGUGAAUCCGAAGCUAUACGGUUUCAAACUAUUUUCUAAAUUUAAUUCAAGUAUUAUUUUAGAUUAAGGAACAUUUAAAGUUUUCCCAGAGUUGGCUCCAU
Vanessa tameamea is the source of this 3448-nucleotide messenger RNA. It is a transcript of the gene Gyc88E, whose product is annotated as soluble guanylate cyclase 88E. The transcript is spliced from 15 exons. The record is from RefSeq and is a predicted model, not a curated record. Gene Ontology annotation, biological process: nitric oxide-cGMP-mediated signaling; cGMP biosynthetic process; response to oxygen levels. The coding region runs from base 5 to 2779 and encodes 924 amino acids. Gene Ontology annotation, molecular function: guanylate cyclase activity; oxygen sensor activity; heme binding. NCBI's taxonomy places the organism in Eukaryota, Metazoa, Arthropoda, Insecta, Lepidoptera, Nymphalidae. Gene Ontology annotation, cellular component: guanylate cyclase complex, soluble.